CCCCCCUAGGAAUCGCGGCUGACCCCGGAAGAACAGAGACUCUUCUAACUCUACGUAGCCUUCUAACAAAGAAAAAUAUUUUAAGAAUAGUGGCGGCGGAAUUUAAUAAUUUGUGGAACCCGACCAUCACUGAACCAAAAUCAUCGGUAGCCCCUAUAAUCUUUAUUAGUGUAGAUGCUAAAAUAGAGUUUACAGCCAACAACAACACCGUCUCAUCACUAUCACGCUGGAAGGCCUUUCAACGCUGGAAGUUUAACCAUAACCAACGUUCAAUGAAAGUGGUCGUAACCGUGUUUUAUGAGGCUCUGUGCCCGGACUCCAAGUAUUUUCUUACUAAGCAGCUUCUUCCAACUUUCAAGGUUGCUGAAGCAUUUAUGGAGGUACAACUUGCACCUUAUGGAAAGGCAAGAAAAAAAGAAUUAAAUGGCAAAAUUACUUUCGAUUGUCAACACGGACCUACCGAAUGCCAAGCUAACAUUUACCACGCAUGCGCAACAAAGAUCAUUGAAGACCCACUCCUGCGACUACAAGUUGUAACAUGUAUGAUUGGAGACAAUCGUGUUCCUCAAGAUGCUAUGCAUAAGUGCGCAAAACAACACAAUAUAGACUAUACGCUCAUUCAAAAAUGUUUCGGCAGUAACCAAGGCCUGGAUUUGCUUAAAAUGAACGGAGAAGCCACACACGCACUAAGGCCUCCUGUAACAUUUAUUCCUACAAUCACAAUAGACGGGUCCCAAGGUAGACAAGCGUCUAUUUUAAAAGACUUGUUUUCUGAGUGCGCAAAACAAAACAAUAUAGACUAUACGCUCAUUCAAAAAUGUUUCGGCAGUAACCAAGGCCUGGAUUUGCUUAAAAUGAACGGAGAAGCCACACACGCACUAAGGCCUCCUGUAACAUUUAUUCCUACAAUCACAAUAGACGGGUCCCAAGGUAGACAAGCGUCUAUUUUAAAAGACUUGUUUUCUGAGUGCGCAAAACAACACAAUAUAGACUAUACGCUCAUUCAAAAAUGUUUCGGCAGUAACCAAGGCCUGGAUUUGCUUAAAAUGAACGGAGAAGCCACACACGCACUAAGGCCUCCUGUAACAUUUAUUCCUACAAUCACAAUAGACGGGUCCCAAGGUAGACAAGCGUCUAUUUUAAAAGACUUGUUUUCUGAGGUAUGCAAAGCUGUCAGUGAUUUAGAGGAAGCCAAAAAUAUAUGCGAGUUACAAAAACUUUAACUCACUAAACAUAUAAUAUUUAUUGUUGAAUUUGAAUGUUUAGCUAAAUAAACAAUUUUACAUAUUUUAA
Molecule: messenger RNA, 1293 nt
Organism: Drosophila subpulchrella
Lineage: Eukaryota; Metazoa; Arthropoda; Insecta; Diptera; Drosophilidae
Product: gamma-interferon-inducible lysosomal thiol reductase
Exons: 5
Coding region: 273-1223 (316 amino acids)
Molecular function (GO): oxidoreductase activity, acting on a sulfur group of donors, disulfide as acceptor
Source: RefSeq, a predicted model, not a curated record